UUUUUAUAUAAAAAUGGGAAAGGAAUUCUUCAUCCUUUUGGCCCUAGCAGUUGUGAUGCAUGGUGCUUUGGCAGGGCUUUCUAGAAAUGAUUAUGAUAAUAGGUACAAAAUUUCUGAAGAGAGAUAUGAAGAACUUAAGCAAGAAGGACAUCAGGAGAACCAGAAAAUUAUCCACAUCGUCCCUCACACCCACGAUGACGCUGGAUGGCUCAAAACAGUCGAUGAGUACUACUCCGGUGACAAAGACGACAUCGCCUUGGCUGGUGUUGAAUACAUCCUUGACGGAAUCUACGACACUCUUAUGAAGAACCCUGACCGUAAAUUCACUUAUGUCGAGAUGGUCUUCUUCACUAAAUGGUGGAACGAACAAACACAAGAGGUGAAAGAGAACGUGAAAAUGUUGGUAGAGCAAGGAAGAUUGGCCUUUGUGAAUGGUGGAUGGACUAUGAGUGAUGAAGCGAAUGUGAAUUAUGAAGAUUUUAUUAAUAAUAUGAAGGCUGGCCAUGACUUUUUAAAGGAAACUUUUGAUUUUAAGCCGACUAUUGGGUGGCAUGUUGAUCCUUUUGGUCAUCAAUCAGCCACAGCUGCUCUUUUUGCUGAAAUGGGAUUUGAUGCCUGGUUCUUUGCAAGAGGCGACUAUCAAGAUAAGGAAAUUCGUAUGGAAGACAAAUCUUUGGAAUUCUUAUGGAGACCCUUUUAUGAAAAUCUAGGAAAUCGCACUGAGAUAUUCACCCAUUGGAUGUUUGAUAUGUACUUUUCUCCAGCUAAUUUUACGUUUGAGGAACUAUGGGGAAAUAGUCCUAUAGUUGACGAUCCAAAUCUGAGAACCUAUAAUUUAGAUGAAAGGUUAGAAGAAUUCGAACUCUUGAUGAGAGACAGAGCUAGUCAUUACAAGACAGACCAUAUCUUAGCUGUUUUCGGUCAAGAUUUUGCAUAUUUGAAUGCUCAAAAAUCUUUUAAAAACAUUGAUAAGCUGAUUUAUCACUUUAAUAAGAAAUAUAGCCAUAUGAAGUUGGUUUAUAGCACCCCUUAUGAUUAUGUGAAGGCUGUUCAUGAGUCCAAGGUAAAGUUGCCUGUGCAAUAUGAUGACAUGUUACCUUACGCAUCAAGUCCUCAUGAUUAUUGGACUGGAUAUUAUACAAGUCGGGCAAACUUUAAGAGUCUUGUUAAAUACUCCUCUGAAAAAUUUAAUUCUUACUCAACUCUAUUUGCUGAAGAUUCUUUGAUCGAUCAUUCUGAGGAAGAAGAAAUUCAGCUAAUGGAUACUUAUACUGAGUUUUACCACAAGAUGGGUCUCGUCCAACAUCAUGACGCAGUAGCAGGAACUGCAAAGAAAAGAGUUAUGGAUGAUUACUCUGAUCAGCUUUAUUAUUCAGUUAAAGGAGCCACAGGUCAGAUCUUCAAAACUUUUGGAAAUCUGCAUGACUUAGAUCCUCGUGACUUCAGCAUGUGAAUUGAAAGGAACUCGUCUCUUCCUGAUUGCCCUACUAAUUACUUUGAUAAAUAUGAUACAUUAGAUUUGUAUAUCACAAGUCCCGUUAGAGACAUGACUAUGAUGCCAAGGAUUCCCUUACCAGAUGGAAAUUUCACAUUUGAGUGGGAUGGAGGCCAACCUGAUAUCACUUGUGAUGGCCCAAUGACAACUUAUGCAUUUUUGCCUGUUGAUAUUAAAAGAGGAGAAACUAUCCAGAUUAGGAUUCAUAGAGACACUAUUUCUCAUUGUGUUGAUCUCCUUGAUCCCUAUACUCCCAUUGAAAUGGAGCAUAUUAGUGUAUCAUACCUUGGAGAAAAUGAAGCUGGAGAGAGUCAGUUUAGCUAUCAUAACAAAGACACAGGAGUGUCUGAAAAGAUAUCCACUUCUUUAAUGGCUUAUGAUUCUUUCCAGAAUACUUCUGAACAUGUUUCUGGUGCUUAUAUCUUCAGACCAGAACAUGAAGAUGGGCAAGCUUACUCAUUCAGAAAUGAAAUCACUAAGAGGGAGCUUUUCUGUGGCAAAAAUGUAUGUAUCCUCUUAAUGUUUGGAGAUACAGUUAUCAAUAACAUCAUUUUUAAUAACUUCAAUGAUUUUAUCAGAUUGGAAACAGUCUUUAUGGGUAUCCCUUACAGCGAGCAAGGAAAAGAAGUUGUCAUGAGGAUCCGUGCAGAAAGUAUUCAAAAUGAUGGCGUGUUUUACACAGAUUCUAUGGGUCUUGAGCUCCAGAAAAGAGUCGUUAAUGAAAGACCAUACUGGAACCUUGAUGUAAACGAACCUGUUGCAGGAAAUUAUUACCCAGUCAAUAACUUAAUUAGGAUUACAGACAAUAAUACUGCUCUUGAGGUGAUCAAUGACAGACCACAAGGAGGUACUAGUCUAAAAGAUGGAGAAAUUGAGCUAAUGGUGCAGAGAAGGCUUUAUGUUGAUGAUGAAAAAGGAGUUAAUGAGCCUCUUAAUGAAUCUGAUGAUGGAACUCCUGAAGGUCCCGGUGCUAAAGUGAAAUUAUAUACCUACUUUAGAAUAACCACUCCAAACCCUCCUGAGCCAAUUAGUAUUGCAAAAGUUGAUCUUGAAAGCCCAGCUGUUGAGAUAUUUGAUUUUUCACCUUCUGAAGAACCUCCUAGAAGAUUUUCUAGCACAAAGUGAUCAUAUCCAAGAGAGCUAAAAAUUCUGUCAUUCCCUGAAGGAAAUGGCACUGUCUUUUUCAGAAUUGAAAAUAUUUUGGAAAAGAAGAUCAGAGAUGAGACUUUCAGAGUUGAUGCUACAAAAAUUGCUCAAGAGCUCUCUAACCUUGAGAUAGACUCACUUGUAGAGACCUCUCUUACAGGAGUUUUCACAAUUGAUGAACUCCAAUCAAGACUAAAGUGGGAAGGAGAAGACUUUACUUCUCCAAGAACUGAUUAUUCUUCUGACUUGAGUAACAUCACUCUUGAGCCACAAAGAAUAAGAUCUUUCAGGGUAAAGUUUAAGAAACCCUCAGUGGUUAGCUUCAGCUCCUAAAUCUCCCCUAAAAAGUUCCAAAA
Messenger RNA from Moneuplotes crassus, 2997 nucleotides. The record is from the annotation of a GenBank genome assembly. NCBI's taxonomy places the organism in Eukaryota, Ciliophora, Spirotrichea, Euplotida, Euplotidae.